This is a messenger RNA of Eruca vesicaria subsp. sativa (arugula), 1948 nucleotides long. Lineage: Eukaryota; Viridiplantae; Streptophyta; Magnoliopsida; Brassicales; Brassicaceae. The record is from the annotation of a GenBank genome assembly.
AAAAAAAGUAGGCAAAGAGAGAAACUUUUGACUUGUCUCGCAAUAGAAAAGUCUUUCUUACUAUUUUGUUCACUGUCGAUUUCUCAUUAGCCAAACAACAACCAAGAGUUCCACACUCGAGUCCAAGAAAAGACAACUCCAAUGGUCCAACAAGUUUGUCUAUCUUGAAAACUCAUCAACAAUAAAAAAAGAUUUAUUUGGCCAUUUCUUGAAAUUUUUAGCUUUGUUUUUAUUUUAUCUCAAGAAAAGUGAAUCGCUUGUGUUGUGUGUGACUGUCUCUCUACGUAGACAUGGAAGAGAAAGAAGCAAGAAAAGGAGCCAUGGCUGCAUCAGAAUCUGGCGGGAAGAUAACUUAUUUUGUGGUGGCUUCAUGUGUCAUGGCCGCCAUGGGGGGUGUCAUCUUCGGCUACGACAUCGGAGUUUCAGGUGGAGUGAUGUCAAUGGGGCCGUUUCUUGAAAGAUUUUUUCCAAAAGUUUAUAAACUCCAAGAAGAAGAUAGAAUAAAAAGAAGCCAUAACAACAAGGACCACUAUUGCCUUUUCAAUAGCCAACUUCUUACGUCCUUCACGUCUUCCCUCUACGUUUCCGGUUUCAUCGCUACGCUGUUAGCUUCGUCAGUGACUCGUUCUUGGGGUCGCAAGCCCUCUAUAUUAAUAGGCGGCGUGUCUUUUCUUGCUGGCUCUGCUCUUGGCGGCGCUGCUCAAAACGUUGCCAUGCUUCUCAUUGCACGUCUCUUGUUAGGUGUAGGAGUUGGAUUCGCAAACCAGUCAGUUCCUCUAUAUCUGUCCGAGAUGGCGCCAGCUAAAUACAGAGGAGCAAUCAGCAACGGCUUCCAGCUCUGCAUCGGAAUAGGGUUUCUAACAGCAAACUUCACCAACUACGAAACUCAAAAGAUCAAACAAGGCUACGGUUGGAGAAUCUCUCUAGCCACAGCCGCCAUACCAGCUUCAAUCCUCACGUUAGGCUCACUCUUCCUCCCCGAAACACCCAACAGCAUCAUCCAAACCACCGGAGACAUUCACAAGGCCGAGCUCAUGCUCCGCCGUAUCCGUGGAACAAACAACGUACAAGACGAGCUCACCGAUCUCAUCGAAGCCAUUACUUCUGAGUCAAACUCAAAACAUGGGUUCUUGAACUUGCUUCAGAGAAGGUAUAGGCCUGAGUUAGUGAUGGCCUUUGCUAUACCGUUUUUUCAGCAGGUCACGGGCAUCAACGUAGUCGCUUUCUACGCGCCGGUUCUGUUUCGGACCGUAGGGUUUGGAGAGAGCGGUUCCUUGAUGUCCACGCUAGUGAGCGGGAUCGUGGGGACGGUCUCCACGUUCUUGUCGAUGCUUGUGGUGGAUAGAAUCGGGAGAAAGACUCUGUUUCUGAUAGGAGGGUUACAGAUGCUUGUGUCGCAAGUUAUCAUCGGUGUGAUUGUUAUUGUGGGGCAUGAGGAGGUUCACGGUUACGCGGUUGUGGGUUUGGUGUGUGUGUACGUGGCGGGGUUUGGGUGGUCGUGGGGUCCACUAGGGUGGCUUGUGCCGAGCGAGGUGUUUCCGUUGGAGAUUAGGUCAGCGGCGCAGAGUGUGACUGUGGCUGUGAGUUUUGUGUUUACUUUUGCUGUGGCGCAGAGCGUGCCGCCGAUGUUGUGUAGGUUAGGAGGAGGGGUUUUCUUGUUUUAUGGAGGGUGGUUGGUGGUGAUGACGGCGGCGGUGAUGCUGUUUUUGCCGGAGACUAAGAAUGUUCCGAUUGAGAAGGUGGCUGGACUUUGGGAGAAGCAUUGGUUUUGGAGGAGAGUGGUUAGGAAGCGUGAUUCCCAAGGAAUCACUUCUGUUAGUAUUUAAUUUUCUAAACAUAUAAAUCUCAAAUGAUAUGGUGAAACCAUUAAAGAUGAAAAUAAGGGUAUGGAAAUUGAAUUUUGAAGUGAAAUAUUUACAUUUGAAUGAAAAAUUCACUAUUUAUUCAA